Molecule: messenger RNA, 902 nt
Organism: Zophobas morio
Lineage: Eukaryota; Metazoa; Arthropoda; Insecta; Coleoptera; Tenebrionidae
Product: ficolin-2-like
Exons: 3
Coding region: 41-844 (267 amino acids)
Source: RefSeq, a predicted model, not a curated record
UCCUGCGCUUGCGUUAACCGUUGUUGUUGGUAUAACUAAUAUGUCAUUCAGAGUUCUUUUUGUGCUCAGUUUUCUAGCCGUGUCCAAAUUUUCUUCGUCAUCUGUUUCCAUAGAUGCAGGUAGCACCUAUCCCAAAAACUGCCAAGAGGUCCAACUCCUGGGCCACCAUGUUUCCGACGUCUACGUAAUUCAACCCGAACACGCGCCUGAACCCUUCAAGGUUUUAUGCAACAUGGACACCACAGGAGGGGGCUGGACCUACAUAAUGAACCGAUUCAACGGAUCUCAAAACUUUGACCUCUACUGGGACGACUACAAGAACGGAUUCGGCGAUCUUAGAGGAGAGUUCUGGUUAGGCUUAGAAAAUAUUUACCAUUUAACGGGUCACGAAAUUAACGAGCUCCUGGUUGAACUCGCCGACUGGGACGGCGUCCAAGGGUUCGCCCGUUACAACACCUUCAGCAUCGGCGACGAAGACAGCGGUUAUGCUUUAGAGCUGCUAGCGGGCUAUAGUGGUAAUGCUGGAGACGGCAUGGGCGAUGAAGUAGGCAUGAAAUUCAGCACUAGGGAAAGAGAACCUUGCGCCAGCGAGUCCUUGCCGGCGUGGUGGUUGCGGGAAUGCACUGCGGCACACAUUACCGGGAAGUUCGGCCACAGGAUUGAAGUAAAUCCUGAGAAUUGCCCGUUUACGGCAUUUGAAAUGUGCCGGAUAAGGAGUACUUUGAAAGAGGCGAGGAUGAUGGUCAGACCGCGACAACCGAGGUUGUCGUUAACUUCCAAAUGUUUGAAAGAAGAGUUUGAGAAUUUGAUUUUAAAAAGAUGUUUUGUAUCAGUUACUAUUUAGAUUUUAAGUCUGCGUCUUGGUGUAUCAAUUGUCAAUAAAUUGAUGACCAGUUGUGAAA